AUGAUCAACCUGCUGAAGCUCUGCUUGCUGUCUCUCCUUGCCUCCGCUGCAUUCGUUGCCGCGGAGGUCGAAGAGUCGACUGCUGGAGACAAGACUGACGUUGCCAACCUCGACGACCACAUCCAUACUGCUCUCAACACCGUCUCCGACAAGUUCCGUCAUGACAAGCUGGAGGCAGUCCACAAUGAGGAUACCCCUGUUGCGACUCGUGUCGUGAAGCUGGUCAAGAGGGACAGUCACGGCGGUGACAGCACCAAUUCCAGCUCUGCUGCCGACACGGCGUCGACCACUGCUCCUCCUACCGACGCUUCGCCUACGACCGUGUCACCGUCAUCGACGACGACGGAGCAGUCACAAACCUCUCCUUCUUCCGCUACCUCGACUGCUACCACCCCGAGCUCGUCGGAGACCACCACGCCGUCAAGUCCAUCGGCUCCCUCCUCGCCUUCGGUCACGACGACAGUCAGCCCCUCCCCAGGCGCCAGUCCUUCUCCGACAACGUUCACGACAACCGUUUCGCCAUCGUCCUCGUCCUCUUCCUCCUCCUCCUCCUCCUCCGAAUCAUCCUCUCAAACCUCACCUACGAUCACCGCGGCUGCUUCGUCCACCACUUCCCCGACAUCUUCGUUCACGUCGACAAUCAAACGGACCACCACCCUUCCCGACGGGAGCGUCAGCACCGUGACCUCCUUCACGGUUGUCCAGCCGAGCCAGACGGCCCAGACCGGAUCACACCACACUUCUCCACCGAGUCUGCAGACGGCCGCCGCUUCUCCUACCAGGGGAAUAACCAUGGAGAUGCUGGCUAUGCUGGGCGGUGCUAUUGCUGUAGCUAUGGCACUGUGA
Molecule: messenger RNA, 846 nt
Organism: Rasamsonia emersonii CBS 393.64
Lineage: Eukaryota; Fungi; Ascomycota; Eurotiomycetes; Eurotiales; Trichocomaceae
Exons: 1
Coding region: 1-846 (281 amino acids)
Source: RefSeq, a predicted model, not a curated record